AUGAAGCCACAGCGACUGUGUCUCCGACCUGCCCAGCUGUAUACUUAUACUCCUCUUCCAUCUAUACGCCAUGCGUCGACCACGUCCACUGCUCCCCAUGUCGUCGCUCCGCCCCCUCCCAAACAGGCCCCCAUGGCCAUCCUACCGACGAAGACCCUGAUUCGAUCGCUGCUCUUCACCUCCAUCAUGGCCUCUCCCCUGCUCAAACCGUGUCUGUCCGUGAUGAAGUACGUGGUCGAGUCCAACUCCCCCUUGCUCAAGCCCUCGCGCAACCCCAUCCUCAACUACAUCCUGCGCACGACCAUCUACAACCAUUUCUGCGCGGGCGUCAACGAGACCGAGGUCCGCCGCACCGUGCAGGACAUGAAGAGCCUGGGAUUCAAGGGCGUUAUUCUAGGCUAUGCCCGCGAGUCCAUCGCCCGCCUUGACGACAGCACGCAUUCCAGCCCCGCGCAGAAGCAGGAGGCGGUGGCUGCCCGCGCCGUGGAGGAAUGGAAGCAGGGCAAUCUGCAGACGCUCAAGAUGAUCGGAACAGGCGACUACCUUAACGUGAAGUAUGCCUUCUUCCCCUACACUCUAUCUACAACAGCUAAGUCCUCCAGAUUCACCGGCGCAGGCCCCAUGGCCGUCGACGCCCUCACCCGCGGCGAUCCCACCCCUCCUGCGGCCAUCCACGACGCCAUCAACGAGAUAUGCCAGGCGGCCGUCGCACAAAACUCCCGUCUGUGGAUCGACGCCGAGCAGCAAGUCUUCCAGGCGACCAUCGACGCCUGGACGAUCGACCUAAUGCGCCGCUUCAACCGACACGGCCAGCUCGUCGUCUACAACACCAUCCAAGCGUAUCUCAAAGCAUCGACCGAAAACGUUCAGCGGCACCUGACCCUCGCCGCAACCGAGGGCUGGGCGCUGGGGAUCAAGCUCGUGCGCGGCGCAUACAUCGCGCACGACGUGCGGGCGCGCAUCCACGCCUGCAAGGCCGACACGGACGCCAACUACGACCACAUCGUGCGCAGCCUGCUGACGCGGACGUUCCCGCUGCCGACCACGACGGCGCUGCCGUUCCCCGCGGUGCGGCUGUUUGUGGCAUCGCAUAAUGCGGAGAGCGUGCGCCGGGCGUAUGCGCUGUCGCGGGAGCGGCUGCAGCACGGGCUGCCGACGGUGCCCGUCGAGCUGGGGCAGUUGCAGGGGAUGGCGGAUGAGAAUGCCCUCGUUCUCGCAGGCCUCCAGAAUGUCCAGCACAUACUCCUGGCAGUCCCAUUCGAGCGUCUCGUUGUCGACGAUGGCCUGGGCAACCAGUGCCUUGACGGUGGGAAUGUCGGGCUCUCCGAUCUCACAGACAAACAGCGACUCGAUGAAGCCGUCUGCGUGGCAGGGCCUGCCAUGCGACGUGGCCUUCUGGAAGGCGGGAUGUUCGCCGUCUACCUCAAAGACGAGGUCUUCGGCUGGGGUGUGGAGAUGCAGGGCCCAGUGCUGGAAGUUUCCAUAGCGCGGACGAUAGAAGGCUACGGCGAGAUGGGGAUGCAUUUGGUUUUAGAGAAGAUGGUGGUUGAUGGCUGUAGAUGA
Molecule: messenger RNA, 1563 nt
Organism: Aspergillus terreus NIH2624
Lineage: Eukaryota; Fungi; Ascomycota; Eurotiomycetes; Eurotiales; Aspergillaceae
Product: putative proline oxidase Put1
Exons: 2
Coding region: 1-1563 (520 amino acids)
Cellular component (GO): mitochondrion
Molecular function (GO): FAD binding; proline dehydrogenase activity
Source: RefSeq, a predicted model, not a curated record